Helianthus annuus (common sunflower) is the source of this 714-nucleotide messenger RNA. RefSeq lists its product as uncharacterized. The transcript is spliced from 3 exons. Lineage: Eukaryota; Viridiplantae; Streptophyta; Magnoliopsida; Asterales; Asteraceae. Gene Ontology annotation, biological process: positive regulation of DNA-templated transcription; chloroplast organization. Bases 31 to 576 code for a protein of 181 amino acids. The record is from RefSeq and is a predicted model, not a curated record.
UGUGUGAAUUUGGUUUCUAACAGCAUAAGAAUGGGGAUGGGGCUAAGAGCUGUUCCUGUAUCACCUGCUUUUGCUGGUUCUAACUUCACUUUGUCAAAACAAAACCUCACCUUCACAAUACCUAAACCUUGUUACAAGUUCAAAGUUGUUGCAUCAAAAACAGAGAAAGGUUACAAAGAUGAUGAUGAAGAAGAACAAAAGCCCAAGAAAAGAAAGCAGAAUCUGUUUGAAAGUGUUACAGAAGCUCUAGAUUUUGCUCAAGUUAGAUCAGCUGAAGAUGCUCAGCUUAUUGAAGAUGCUAGGUCAGCAACUCAAUCCGGAGAAAAAAUGAGCAGGGAACAGUAUGGGGCUCUUAGGAGGAAGAUUGGAGGGACAUAUAAAGAUUUCUUCAAAUCAUAUGUUGAAGUGGAUGGUGCAUAUGUUGAAGAAGGGUGGAUAGAUAAGACAUGUAAAGUAUGCAAGAAAGAAACAAGGGGUGAACCAAGACAAGUUGACAAGGCUGGAAGAUAUGUUCAUGUGGCAUGCUUGGACAAGGCUAAAUCUGGAAAUUUUUUUACCAGGCUAUUUUCUGGUUAAACAUAUAGUUUUCUCUGUACUUUUUUGUUGUUGGAAGUACACAAUAUUAAAGUAUAGUUAACGUUGUAGUUUGAUUCAAGGGUGCCUAAAACAGUAAUGUUUUGGGUUUUUCCUUAUAUAUAGUAAGAAUGUUUGUUA